Messenger RNA from Malurus melanocephalus (red-backed fairy wren), 2393 nucleotides. It is a transcript of the gene MCOLN2, whose product is annotated as mucolipin TRP cation channel 2. Gene Ontology annotation, molecular function: NAADP-sensitive calcium-release channel activity. The coding region runs from base 99 to 1763 and encodes 554 amino acids. Gene Ontology annotation, cellular component: lysosomal membrane; plasma membrane. Lineage: Eukaryota; Metazoa; Chordata; Aves; Passeriformes; Maluridae. The transcript is spliced from 14 exons. The record is from RefSeq and is a predicted model, not a curated record.
UAAAGGCGGCGCGGCCGGCGGGGCAGGGUGCGGGGUCUGGGUCACUCUGCUCCGCCGGAGUCCUGCCCUGGCCGGGCAGCGGCCGAGCCCCGCGGCCCAUGGAGAUCCCCCUCAAGUACCUGCCCGGCGGGCGGGCCGGCGCCAGCGGAAAUAUGAUGACUCAGUCAGAUUUAGAUCUAAAAGAGACAGCUUUGAAAGAGGAUUUGAAGUUUUACUUCAUGAACCCAUGUGAAAAAUACAGAGCAAGACGUCAGAUACCAUGGAAACUGGCUUUGCAGAUUUUGAAGAUACUUAUGGUUACUACACAGCUUAUAUUUUUUGGUUUGAGUAACCAGCUGGUGGUCUCAUUCAAAGAGGAAAACACUGUUGCUUUUAAACACCUCUUCCUGAAAGGCUAUUCUGGAAUUGAUGAAGAUGACUACAGCUGCAGUAUAUAYACACAACAGGAUGCUUAUGAUAGCAUUUUUUAUGUUAUUAAUCAGUACAGGCAUUUAAAGAACAUAUCCCUGGGGACRCUUGGUUAUGAACAUGAAGAAUCAGGUUUAAAAAUCUGUAAACAACAGUACAAGAGAGGCACAAUGCUUCCUUCCAAUGAUACUCUGAACAUAGAUGUUUCUAUUGAAACAGAAUGUAUCCUUUUAAAGCCAGAGGAGCUAGCUGGUAAGAAGGCAGAACUGAAGCUGAACUCUUCUUUUUUCAAUCUUGAAUUUUACAGGCUUAUACAGAUUGAAAUCUCCUUCAAGCUGAAAGGCAUUGCUCURCAGACAAUCCAUGCCCGUGAAUUGCCUGACUGCUAUGCAUUUCAGAAUACUAUAACUUUCAAUAACAGAGCCCACAGUGGAAAAAUCAAAAUCUAUUUUGACAGUGACACUGACAUUCAGGAGUGCAAAGACUGGCACAUAUUUAACUCUGUUCUCCAGAAGAAUGCUCAGUAUAUUCUAGUCUUUGAUGGCUUUGUCAUAUUAAGUUGCUUGGCAUCUCUCAUCCUCUGCACACGAUCCAUCGUUCUUGCCUGGAGACUGCAAAAGAGAUUUGUGAAUUUYUUCCUGGAGAAGUACAAGCGCCGUGUCUGUUAUGCUGAUCGCCUGGAGUUCCUAAAUGGCUGGUAUGUCCUGGUAAUUAUCAGUGAUGUGAUGACAAUCAUUGGGUCAAUCCUAAAAAUGGAAAUAAAAGCCAAGAACCUCACAAGUUAUGAUGUCUGCAGCAUUUUACUUGGAACAUCAACUUUGUUUGUCUGGGUUGGAGUCAUCAGAUACCUGGGAUAUUUUCAAACCUACAAUGUGCUCAUUUUAACUAUGCAGGCAUCGUUGCCCAAAGUGCUAAGGUUCUGUUGUUGUGCUGGGAUGAUCUACCUUGGCUAUACUUUCUGUGGUUGGAUUGUCCUGGGACCUUAUCACGAAAAGUUUGAAGAUCUGAACACGGUGGCUGARUGUCUGUUUUCUUUGGUCAAUGGUGAUGAUAUGUUUGCAACAUUUGCUCAAAUCCAGCAGAAGAGUUCACUGGUGUGGAUGUUCAGCCGAGUGUAUCUGUACUCCUUCAUUAGUCUGUUUAUAUACAUGAUCCUCAGCCUCUUUAUUGCACUCAUUACUGACUCCUAUGACACYAUAAAGAAAUACCAACAGAGUGGUUUCCCAGUAACAGAUCUACACGAAUUUCUAAAAGACCAUAGCAGUGCUGGCUACAGAAAAGAGAGAACUUCUUUUCCAUUCAUCUGCUGCUGCAGGAGACAACAGAGUGAUGACAACUUGAUACUUAUUAAUUGAUGGCUGCACAUUGAAAUUCACCUCUGAUAUAUGCAAAGAAAGCAUAGUGGUACAGAGAAGGAUAAUUCUCCAAAUUGCAAUGAAACCUACCAUCUGGACCUGCCUCAUGAACAAACUAGUCCUAGCUAAWUAAGGUUUUGGGGGAAGAAAACUAUUAAUGUGACAUCAGCUGGCUGACCAACAGGAGAGYCCAGAAGCUGUGUCUGGAGGAGAGCUGUGAAGAAUUCUGUAUUCUUGCCUCGAGUUCUGUCAUGAUAGAGAAGACUGAUCCUUGAGAAUUGUCUGUAGGAGCUCUGUUUGCUUAUGACUUUGAAGAGGAAGGAAAGUGGCUGUGAAUUMACUGUUGUUAAUAAGAAAAAGAAUUCUAUGAAAAUAAUUUUUAAAAAAUAACCCUGUGUAAAAAAGUAUUAAAUAAAAGGAAGUCAAGAAGGGAGGAAUUUUUCACUUAAAGUGAUGCAUUCAGCCUGUCAUUUCUUCUUGACACAUUUAAUUUAUUUGAACUAAAUUUAUGGAAAACUAAAAAGCUGCACGAAAGUGGAAAAUAAUUGCUGUUCUUCCUCUUGUGUAUCAUUUUAACACAAACCACUUUUAGAUCACAGUCUUUUCUUUAACAGCUUUACUAAAAAGCAA